Phyllostomus discolor (pale spear-nosed bat) is the source of this 1199-nucleotide messenger RNA. RefSeq names its product tetratricopeptide repeat domain 36 (gene TTC36). NCBI's taxonomy places the organism in Eukaryota, Metazoa, Chordata, Mammalia, Chiroptera, Phyllostomidae. Bases 575 to 1138 code for a protein of 187 amino acids. The transcript has 3 exons. Gene Ontology annotation, biological process: cilium assembly. The record is from RefSeq and is a predicted model, not a curated record. Gene Ontology annotation, molecular function: protein binding.
ACCUUCCACAGUCCUUUAUUUUAAGUUGGAAUAAUUAAAUCGUUCUUCAUUGCCUUCCACACUGGCUCUCUUACCUGAAUUUUCUUUCCGUAUCAGUCAUGUAUGUUCAGGACCUGAUUAAUUCUGGAUAUGAAGAUGGGCUCAAGAAGACAAAGGAAUAGCUCCUUUACUGCCUACACACUUCCCUCCUAGAAGCAGUUUCUAGGGAUUUUCUCCCAAUCUGUGAAUGUAAUAAGAACAUUUAAGGGAGAACCUGGACAGCACCCUCUCUUUGCUCUACUCCACCUUAAGGCUGAAAUUGGAUUUAUUUACUGUUUCUCCUAGGAAUGGGGUACUGGUGGGGAGGCAGUUGAGAAAUACCUGUAAAUGUUCUGCCAGGCCAGGGUCACUAACCUCUGGCCAAGGGAGGUUGAGUUUACACUACAGCCAAAAGAAUGGAAGACACUCCUGUUUAUGGGGGAUGGUCCUCAUCCUGUCUCUAGAUCAAUUGGCUGUGAAGUUCCGUCACCACCCACCACUUCUUCCUCCCUCUCUCAUCCUGAGUCACCUUUUCGGAUUUUUGUAGUUGAGCAUCAUGGGGACUCUAAAUGAUCAGGCAGUAUUACAGGCCAUCUUCAACCCCAACACCCCAUUUGGAGACAUUGUUGGGUUGGACCUGGGAGGCGAAGCUGAGAAAGAAGUAGAAGAUGGAGUUUUCCCUCAAGCACAGUUGGAGCAGUCCAAGGCCCUGGAGCUGCAGGGAGUGAUAGCAGCUGAGUCCGGUGACCUUAGCACAGCCCUGGAGAGGUUUGGCCAAGCCAUCAACCUGCUGCCUGAGAGGGCAUCAGCCUACAACAAUCGAGCCCAGGCCCGGCGACUCCAGGGAGAUGUGAGAGGAGCCCUGGAGGACCUGGAGCUUGCCUUGACGCUGAGCGGCGGGCAGGGUCACGCCGCCCGCCAGAGCUUUGUGCAGCGGGGGCUACUAGCGCGGCUGCAGGACCGGAACGAUGACGCCCGCAGGGACUUCGAGCAAGCAGCGCGGCUGGGCAGCCCCUUUGCACAGCGCCAGCUAGUAUUGCUCAACCCAUAUGCAGCGCUGUGCAAUCGCAUGCUGGCCGACAUGAUGGGGCAGCUGCACGGUCCCAGCGACCGACGCUGAGCCGGCCAACGGGCAAGGGAGGGGAGGGCCCUGCACCAAUAAAACUGCCGACUCGCACGAA